AUGCCUCCACAACCCAAGAAAGCACCAACAAAAGGUGCCAAACAGAUCCUAGUUGAAAAUGAAGCAACAAUAAGCUUUUAUAGGAAUAUGGCUGGAGCGUCAGGUCUUUUUUACAAUUGUGUUAUGUUUGGCAUUUAUCAUGAUGAUAUAAAGUCUUGGCUUAUAUUUAUGAAUGUGGUGGUGAUGGUCAUAUAUGUUGUGUGCUAUCAAAUGAUGAAGUACAUCAGUCGGCCGACAUAUACAGACCAGGGCCAACUUAUAGACCCAGGUUUGGAUCUGAACAUGGAGGGUGGAAUGGGAGAGCAUGUCAAGGAUAUUAUAAUUCUCACUUCGAUCGCGCACAUCACAGCCGUUAUGUCGAACUACUUCUGGCUCCUUCUGCUGUUGAUUCCGAUCCGGGCGUUCUGGCUUCUAUGGAAGAACGUGUUAGGACCCUGGUUCUUCCAAGAAGCGCCCGAGGACACCGAACAAGAUGAGAAAAAACGAAAGAAAAUGGAGCGUCGGAUGAGACGUCAUCAGUGA
Molecule: messenger RNA, 522 nt
Organism: Leptosia nina
Lineage: Eukaryota; Metazoa; Arthropoda; Insecta; Lepidoptera; Pieridae
Source: the annotation of a GenBank genome assembly